Messenger RNA from Condylostylus longicornis, 7024 nucleotides. Its product is annotated as homeobox protein cut-like. The coding region runs from base 215 to 5389 and encodes 1724 amino acids. Gene Ontology annotation, molecular function: DNA-binding transcription factor activity, RNA polymerase II-specific; DNA binding. The transcript is spliced from 4 exons. The record is from RefSeq and is a predicted model, not a curated record. Gene Ontology annotation, biological process: regulation of DNA-templated transcription. NCBI's taxonomy places the organism in Eukaryota, Metazoa, Arthropoda, Insecta, Diptera, Dolichopodidae.
UUAAUCAAUUAUUUUUUAUUAAAAUUUUUUAUUCAACUUUUUCAUAAACAUACAAAGAAAAUAAAAAUUAAAAAAAAAAUUAUAUGGUAUUUUAGAAAAACAAAUUUUCUUAUAAAAUCAAUCACAAAUUUUUAGUAUCAAAAAAAAACAAAAAUAAAUAAAUUAUUACUUAAAAGUUAUAUAUGUAUGAAAAAAAUUAAAAAUAUUUGAACGAAUGCAGCCAUCUUCGCCACAAACGAACGGUGGAACAGCCGAUAUGGAUUUAACGGCUGUUCAAUCAAUGGAUUGGUUUUUAAAAAAAGAACGAAUCUAUUUAUUAGCACAAUUUUGGCAACAGAGAGCUUCAUUAGCUGAAAAGGAAGUUAAUAAUUUAAAAGAACAAUUAUCAUCAAAUACAGCAGUAACAACAACACCAAGUACAAACUCAUCAAAUAAUUCAUUAAAUUUGAAACAGCAAUCGGCAAAUCCUAUUACAACUGAUUUAUCAUCACGUAUUAGUAUAUCAAUACCACCAACACCACAACAAAAUAACGGUGCAUUUAUUGCUGAAGCACCAUCACCAUCACCACCUCUGUCGGAUACUGGUAGUACAACAAGUAGUAAUAAUUGUCCAUCAAAUAAUAUAAGCAUUAAUAAAAAAUUAUUCUCUCUUACAAAUAAUAUUAAUAAUAAUAGUACUAUAAACGGCAAUAUAAAUAUAUUAGCUAAUAAUAAUAAUAACAAUAAUAAUAAAAUGGAAGAAAAUUUAGUAGAUCUUAAAAUUGCACCAGAUUUAAAAAUAAUUGAACAGGUUACAAAUGAUGCUAGCAAAAUUAGUUUAAAUGAUAAUUGUAAAACACAAUCAAAAUUAAACGAAAAUAAUAAUAAUAGUAAUGAAAAUAACAAUAAUAAUAACGAUAAUAAUACUAAGAAUAGCAAUAAUAGCAAUAGUAAUAAUAGUAAUAAUAAUAAUUUAAAUAGUAGUAAUAAUAAUAACAGUAUUGCUAUAACCGAAAGAUUACUCGAUGAACUAGCUGCCAAAGAUAAAGAAAUUAAAAUAUUAGCAAAUGAAGUAUUACGUUUAAAAACUUUAAAUGAAGAGCAAGCGAAAGAAAUUGAAAAGUUGCAAGAAAAUAUUAAAGAAAAAAUAGAACUAAUAGUUAGAUUAGAAGCUAGACAAUUACAACAACAACAGCAACAACAUAAGCAAAAUGAAUCAAAAGAAUGUAAUAUACAAGUGGACGAAUCACAAAAGGUAACUACGGCGACCACAUCAAUACCAUUAAAAAAUUCAAUAAAUGUGACAACGACACCAGAAGCUAAAGUUGUAGAAGCACCAAUUCCAUCAACUCUACCACCGACAGAAAUAGAAAUUAAAAAAGAAAAUAUUAUUGAUGCUACUGCUUCUGAUGAUGGAGGUGAUGUUGAAGACGAAAAUGAUAUAGUUUCGUCUCCACCACCGCCGGCAAUCACAACAGCGCCGAGCAUCACGCCUUUACCGUCCGAACCAAAAGAUUUUCAAGAACUUUUAUUUGAGCGCACAAAAGCUUUGGUCGCCGCUCAACAGCAGCACCCGCAACAUCCAAUGCAACUUCAUCAUCCACAUCAUCUUAGUUACCAAUCCAACGAUAAAUUAAGCAGUUUAGCUAAUUUUGUUGAAGGUACAGGUCUCAAAACAUCUUCCCUGGAUUUUGAAAAUAAAUCCGGUGGUAAUAACUUAGCCAGUGGUGGUGUUGGUUGUGCUACUUCAGACUCCAAAGCCAGCACGCCAAGUUUACAAGAUGACCGACGAAAUGAAGAUAUAUUAGCACAAUCACCAGUUUCCCAGCAGCAACAACGAAAUAAUGAUAUUUUAAAUGGUGCAGGUGUUGGAAACAACGAUCCCGUAAUGCAAAGUGCGAAUAUAUUUAGUCCAUUACAACAUAUGCCAGGGGGAUUUCUUCGUGCAUUACCGUUCCCUUUCCAAAAUCGUCCGAAUUUUCAAUUUCCCGAUGAUUUGCCAAUGCAUGGUUCAAUGACGUCUCGUUUAGGGGAAUCUCUUAUACCCAAAGCGGACCCUCUAGAAGCAAAACUGCAAGAAAUGUUGCGUUAUAAUAUUGAUAAGUUUGCAAAUCAAAAUUUGGACACCCUGUAUAUAUCUAGACGAGUACGUGAACUGCUUUCAGUUCAUAAUAUAGGUCAGAGAAUAUUUGCAAAAUAUGUACUUGGGUUGUCGCAAGGGACAGUCUCAGAACUCUUAUCGAAACCAAAACCAUGGGAGAAAUUAACUGAAAAAGGACGUGAUAGUUAUCGCAAGAUGCAUGCAUGGGCCUGUGAUGAAUCGGCUGUGUUAAUGCUGAAGACAAUGAUUCCCAAAAAGGAUACAGGAUUUCCUCAGUAUGACUCUGAUGAACGAAGUCACAGUAUGAAACCUGACUCAGUAUCUAACACACCAACUGCUGCUGCUUCUAUUUUAAACCGAGGAAAUCAUCAAACACCACAUAUGGAGCACAGUAUAGACAUUGGCAAAGACGUUGAUGUUCAGCAACAUAAUGAAGAAUCUCGUUCGCCUUUACCAAAUGCAUGUUCAUCACCUAUUUAUAAAGACAAUACCAAAUUUAAUAAAACUGAAGAUUUCGCAGCACGUGAUAAAAUUGCGAGAAGUUAUCAAGAAGAGUUCGCUAAAAUGAUGAUGAGAUCACAAAAGGAAGAAUUUCCAAGUCCAUUUUUUUCACAAUUCCACAGUGGUGGGAUGCCACCAAGUCCUCAAAUGCAUAAUGAAAACAUACGUUUAGCAAUAGAAAAUUAUCAUCGGGAAUUAGCAAAACUUCAAAACUUUCCCAGUCUGUUAGCAUUACAACAUCAAAAUGCUUUAGCAAUGAAUGGGUCUGUGCAAGAUUUAUCAAUAUCGAAAGAUAAAGAUACUAAUAAAACAAACAGUGAUAAUCAAUCAAAAGAUUCAUAUUCAAUUAAUGAGCAAUCAAAUCAAAAACCUGAUGAUACCAACGAUUUAAGUCGUGAUUCAUUCAAUUUAUCUUUAUCACAAACAAAACAGCAACAACUUGAUUCUAAUAAGUCAAACAACAGUUUUUCACGUAGUGACACUCCGAUGUCAGCCCCAAGCCCAUUAGUAAAUUCCAUACUUCCACCUGCAAUAACUCCAAAUGAUGAUUUUUCUACAUCUGUAAGUCCGUUACAACGAAUGGCCUCAAUAACAAACUCACUAAUAACACAACCACCUAUACCGCAACACCACCAAACACCACAACGACCAAAAACCGUUUUGCCACCAAUUACGCAGCAACAAUUUGAUUUAUAUAAUAAUCUAAACACGGAAGAUAUUGUUCGUCGCGUCAAAGAAGCUUUAUCACAAUAUUCAAUCAGUCAAAGACUUUUUGGUGAGUCGAUAUUAGGCCUGUCCCAAGGUUCAGUAUCAGAUCUUUUAGCCAGACCAAAACCGUGGCAUAUGUUAACGCAAAAGGGUCGAGAGCCAUUUAUUCGAAUGCAAAUGUUUCUUGAAGAUGACAAUGCUGUACAUAAGUUAGUUGCUAGUCAAUAUAAAAUCGCACCAGAAAAACUAAUGCGUACAGGGAGUGCUUAUAAUACAAGUCCACAAAUACCGGGUAACCUAGUACCAAAGCUUGAGGGAAUGACUAAUAUGCCAUUACCAAAAAGUCUAGCCGAUAUGAAAAAUUCUCCAGAAUCGCUUCCGCAGCAUAUUAUGCAACAAAUGCGAGCUUCGAUAAUGGCGAGAUUUCCUGGAUCAGCCGCGGCUGCGGCGGCAGCAGCUGCUUCUGUAGCAGGCGCUCCUGGCAUUGGAGGAGGAGGAGCUGGUGGUCCGCAUCAAGGCAUGCUUUUAACUUCACCAGGCUUACCACCACAACAUGCAAUAAAUUUGCAAAAUUCUCAAGAAAAAAAACAAUUACCACAAAUGAUACCGUCGCAUAUACAACAACAAGUUAACUCAAUGCGGGGACAAAACCAGCAUGUUUCACCCACUGUUUACGAAAUGGCGGCACUUACACAAGAUCUAGAUACUCAAGUUAUUACAACGCGUAUUAAAGAGGCUUUGCUAGCAAACAAUAUUGGACAGAAAAUUUUUGGCGAGGCUGUACUUGGCUUAUCGCAAGGAUCUGUCUCUGAAUUACUAUCAAAACCAAAACCAUGGCAUAUGCUUAGUAUUAAAGGUCGAGAGCCAUUUAUUCGAAUGCAAUUAUGGUUAUCUGACGCAAAUAAUGUUGAACGUUUACAAACCAUUAAGACUGAAAAACGAGAGGCUAGUAAAAGACGCCGUUCGAUUGGAAUGGGUGGCGGUCAUGAUAAUAAUUCUGAUUCAAAUAGUAACGAUACAAAUGAUUUUUAUACAAAUAGUCCCGAUCCAAAUUCUGUAGGCUCCUCUGGUACGCCACCUAAUAAAAAACAACGUGUUUUAUUUUCCGAAGAACAAAAGGAAGCGUUACGUUUAGCGUUUGCACUCGAUCCAUAUCCUAAUGUGGCAACAAUAGAGUUUUUGGCAAAUGAACUAGGUUUAGCCACGCGAACAAUAACUAAUUGGUUUCACAAUCACCGCAUGCGCUUAAAACAGCAAAUGCCACAUGGAGCCCCCAAUGAACCCAUACCAUCACGUGAAAAUCAAACAGGAGCUCCGUUAAAUCCAGUUCAAUUCAAAAUUUUAUUGAGUCAGAGACUAAUGGAACUGCAAAAAGAAAAAUUAGGUUUAAGUGGGAUGCCAUUACUAUAUCCACCGUAUUUCGCAGCAAAUCCAAAUUUAGCCGCUUUAAUUGGCGGUGGUUUACUUCCAUCCAAUGAAAAUGAACUUCAAGUGUUAAAUGCGGCUUUCAAAGAGCAAAUGAAUUGUUUAGACCUAUCAGUAAGUAAUCCAACUGGUACUGGAUUGCCAACAAUUAAAAAGGAAAAUGAUCUUGUUGGUAACGAUUAUAUUGAUGAAGAUAGUAAAACGGAUAUCAAUGAUAAUGAAACAGGAUCAAACACUGACAUAAAUGAACUAAAUAACAAUAGCAGUAAUAUAAAUGAUAAUUUAAAAUCUCCAUCAAAUGAUACUUUUCAAAAUCAGAGAUCUAAUCAAGAAGAUGAAAGUAAUAAUACAUUCACAACAAUAGAUUCACAAUCACAAAGAUCAUCGAGAAGAAAAGCAAAUGCACCACAAUGGGUUAAUCCAGAUUGGCAAGACGAAUUGGGAACAAAACUCUCAACAUCACAAGCUUUAGCACCAACAACGAAUAUUAAUUUAGCAGAAGAUAAUAAUAAUUCAGUAAAUAAAAAUAUUGAUGAUGAAACAGAUAAAGAAGGAAAACAACUGUUAGGCGAUGAAACAAAUUAUUCUGCUUCUGUUGAAAACAAUGAAAACUCUCAAACAAUAAUAAAGAAUGAAGAUACUAUAAAUGAUACAAAAGAAGUUGGAUCCGAAUAAAAUAAUAAUAUAAUAAUCUAAAGAACUGAAUUACAAAACAUAUAGUUAUAGUUUUAAUUGACACACUAUGUAAGAGGGUUGCAAUAAUCAAAAUAAUAAUAAAUUAGCAUCUGUAUGUAAAAUUGAUCUCAAAAAGAGCCAAAAACUUCUUACAUUACGUAAGAUGCUUGUAUUAAUUAGAUGCCUAAAAUUUUACAAUAAAAUAAUAUUAAUUAUUUCAAAAUAUUUUUGUAUUAUACACCCUCUAUAAAGUGCUGUUAAAUUAUAUAAGUAAAUAAAACAAAAUUAUUUAUCAUUGAAAACACAUUGAAUUGCAAUUUAAGGCAGAAAAAGCAUACAAUGAAUGUAUUAUAAACGUAAACGUAAAUUUUUAAAAUAAUUUUAAAUUAAAGAAAUUAAUAUUUCCUGUACAUAUUAUAAUGUGCAAUCAAUUUCUAAAAUACUUUCGUAUUCGUAAGAUAAUUGCGAAAGUAUAAAUACUUUCGUAAAUAAUUAUUAUUUAAAUUAAAGUAUAAUGAAAAAUUAAUAAAAACACAUAAAACAAAAGUCUAUAAUAGUUAUACAAAAAAUUUUGAUUUUUUAAUGUUCCAAUAAAACCCGAUAUAAAAGUUUAAGUAAAAAAAAAAUGAAAUAAAUAAGUGCUAUAAAUUUUUUAAAAAUUAAUUAAAAUUUUUAAUUUCUUUAAAUUUCAAUUUACAGCUUUUUCGAGAAUGAAAACAAAAAUUUAAUGAUUUUUAAUUUUUUAUAUUUUUUUUUUUAAACUUGUAUACAAAUUCAAUUAAAGCUAUAUAAUUAUUAUUGAUAAAAAACAUUAGUUAGAAAAUUUGUAUGUGGAUUUUAUAUGAAAACAAAAAUAAAACAAAAACAAAGGCUCUCCAUUCUAUUAAAUAAAAUAAUAAAAAAAUCACUAAAUUAAAUUUUUAUUCUGAUAUUAUGUGUAUUAGAUCAUCUAACAAUGCAACCAAAAAGCCAACAAUCUUGCCUCAAUAUAGCAAUAUCAAUUUGAUUUACUUAUAAAUGAAACUGAAAAAUGUUAAAAAUUUUAUGAGUAAAAUCAGAAAUCUAGUUUUAGAAUUUUGGUAAAACGGUCUUCCAAUUUUAAUCAUAAUUUAGUUUUUUUUUUUAAUUUUUAAAUGCGUAAUUGCCUACAGUAACAUUUUCAUUACCUCAAUACAACUUGUUGAGGUUUCUCAAGGUUAAGUUAUAUUGUAUAUGUGACAAAUUACUUUAUUUUCCUACAAUAAUUUUCUAAUUUCUUUUAAUUCUAAUAAUGAAAAAUUAAACAAAUUUUUAAUAAUGAUUUUUAAAAAUAUUCUUUGAAAAUAUUUUUUUUAACACUUGAAUUUUAUAUUGAAAGGCGUAUGCAGGUUAAAAACUAAUUUAAAUUAAAUAUAAAUUUUAAAACUAAAAUUACAGAAAAAAAUAUUUAAAUAAUUUAUUGCACUUAUAAAAAUUCAUUUUUUAAUUGAACAAAUUGUGAUUAUUUUUCUUUUUAUUUUGUUUAAUUAAAUGAAAUACAUUGUAUAUUUUUGUUGUUUUAAAAUAAUGAAACAAAAAAGAAACAAAAAAUCAAUAGAAUAUUAUUAUGUUAUCCUUAUACAACAACAAAAAAAAAAAACAAACACAUCAUAAAAC